Molecule: messenger RNA, 2987 nt
Organism: Anneissia japonica
Lineage: Eukaryota; Metazoa; Echinodermata; Crinoidea; Comatulida; Comatulidae
Product: O-acyltransferase like protein-like
Exons: 14
Coding region: 39-2363 (774 amino acids)
Molecular function (GO): acyltransferase activity, transferring groups other than amino-acyl groups
Source: RefSeq, a predicted model, not a curated record
GAAUCAAACGGGUUGUCAUUUCGAAUAGAAGCAUCAAGAUGGAAAUAGCCGUGCGAGUUGUAGCACUGAUUUUUAUGUGUUUUAUAAUUCUGCCCAAUCCCAUCGUAUGUGAGAAUCCCGCAGAUGCAUUCAUACCAAUCGAUAUAAAUUCAACUCUAAGUAGUAUUCCUCGUAUUUACGAGGAAAUUAUUAAAAUGAUCGAGAUGGCGAAUUCAAACUUCACAAUUACAGACGAAUCACUAACCAGGUUUCUCGAAGAAGUUCCAUCGGAUCUUUUCACGGAUAUUCCUGAGGAAGUUAUAGAUGAGAUUGUUACGGAGUUAGUAAGUGGCGCCAUAGAGUCCAGUCUACAGGAUUUUUUUCAGGAUGCUAUUCAAGUGUCAGAAAGUUGCCUAAAUGACUUGACUACGUAUUUUCAGGAUCUUAUUCAAGGCAAUGACUAUGCACUUAGAAUGCUUGCUUCGAAUGGAAAAUUUCCAUCUCUGGCCGAUGUCUACAAUUUCAACUUUCAAUCGCUUGGUGAUUAUGAUCUGUGCGUCGGGCUUGAGAACGCGCCAUUUAGAACGAAGCAGUGUGGAAUGAUUAUGUACUUUCGUCAAUGGCAAUUAAGGAUUGCUGUAUGCAGUCCAGCCUCGUGUAGGAAUGAAGAUCUAAAAGCAAUCACAAACGGAGUGGUAGCAUUACCAGCUUCAUUUUUGAACGUUACUUACAACUUCGGCGAAAUUUACUACGAAUUUCAAUGUAUCGACGAGGUUCCAUGGUCAGGCGGGUCCGUAGCAACAUUGACUCUGUUGUCAAUAUUCACUGCGUUGGUUGUCAUUGGGACUGCUCAUGACGUUCUUGAAAAAAAUAAACUUAAAAAGAAGAAAAAUGUUUAUGAGAAAGAAGGUCGAUUUGAAAUCAACCACGGUUACAAAGGCGAGCACGUAAACACUAUGGAAAGAAAAAGUGACCCAGAAUUACAAGGCCAUCAUCUAGAACAUGUAAAAGGCAAAGGUGAAGCAGAAUCACAAGACGGAGAUGACGUCAGUAGUGAGGCGUCGGAAGCAGCCGAGGCGGGGACUUCUAAUUCAAAGAUAAUAAAGUCACCAACUGGGAAACCUGUUCCACUUUCUAAAGAAAUGACCAAAAUAAAGGGGGAUACCGGUACAUCUGAUGUUACUAGAGUUUUUGAACAAGCACUGUUGUCAUUUUCGGCAAUGAAAAACGGAUCGAAAAUACUUGAUGUCGGAAAUGGUGCUGGACAACUGGAAUGUCUGAAUGGGAUCCGAGUAUUGAGUAUGUGGUGGGUGAUACUUGGGCAUACACUAUAUUUUGCCUAUUCACGAUACGAUAAUAUUCGGUAUGUUUACACCGUUGCCACGGACUUCACAUUCCUAGCCAUUCUUAACGCUACAUUUGCAGUGGACACGUUUUUUGUGUUAAGUGGCCUUCUCCUGACUUACCUCACCCUUAACCAUCUGAAGAAGACAAACGGUCGUCUGAACUGGUUCCUAUUUUACUUCCAUCGAUUUUGGCGUUUGACUCCGACUUACAUGAUGAGCAUUGCCAUCCUCUCAACGCUGUUCGUUUACUUUGGCAAAGGCCAAGGAAAAAUUGAGUUUGCUGAGUAUUCAACUAGUGUUUGCCAGAAAUAUUGGUGGACGAACCUUCUUUACAUUAACAAUCUUUAUCCGUUUCCAGGAAGCUUGACGAACAUGUGUAUGGGAUGGAGUUGGUAUCUUGCAAAUGAUAUGCAGUUCUUUGUUAUCAGCCCAUUUCUCAUCAUUUUACUUUAUAAGAACUGGAAGAUUGGCCUAACAGCCAUUGGCUUUUUGUGUGCUGUUUCAUUCGGUGUUACUGCUUGGAUUUCGUACUACUGGGGUCUUCCGAUCAUUGGCUCGGUAUUACAGCCUCUUUCACUAGCAGUCUCCUCAUUGAUUGCUUUAUUCGUGGGAUGGACCAUGGCAGUAGGCACAGGAAUUGCUGUGGUUUAUGGCAUUUGGGGAGUCUAUAGAGGGCAAACGCCGAGCCACGAAGUUGCGACAUUCUACAACACAGUUUCUCGGUUUGCGUGGUCGGCUGCCGUGGCUUGGGUUAUCUUUGCAUGUGUAAACGGUCAUGGAGGAUUCGUCAACACCAUUCUGUCCUGGGCAUUCUGGACUCCACUGGCCCGUCUUAGCUACGGGGCGUACCUCUUGCACCCUAUUGUCAUGUACGCCGUGAUUUAUUCUUGGAAAACCUUGUUUCAUUUCAGCUACGUUGACUAUGCAUUCUUCUUCGUUGGAUCUAUUGUAUUCGCGUAUGCCUCAUCAUUCAUAUUGGCUAUCCUUAUUGAAGGACCAUUCAUGCGAUUAGAAAAAGUCAUCUUUGGAAAAAUAUAAUGAAACACUGAAAACUAUAUCUAAACAAUGAAAAUAAUUUCAGUAUUGUUUAUUGUUUCUCUAAUACUACCUUAUGAUUGAAGAUAAACACUAACAAAUUAUGAAAAAAUGAUGAUGUAUAACGUUUCAGGCAGUUACUUAUCAGUUUAUCUAAAUCUCGAUGUUUAAUUAGCUUAAUCAAAAUUAUAAUGCUUUCACUUCUUAUUGUAUAAUCAUAGUAGGGAUAAUAGUAAUAAUAAUUAUUAUUUAGACUUGCACUGCUACAUCAGUGGCACACUUUGAAAAACAUAGAUGCGUGCGAAACACAACACUUAAAGACAAAUGAUUACUCAAAACAUUUUAAAUAAUUCCCUUCCUCCAUCCACCUCCCUCCCUGAAAAUUCAAAUGUUAUCCCUCCCCACAAAUAAAACUGAACAAAACUUCACCCCUUAUUUUCAGAAACAAUAUUCCAAGUAACCUUCUUCCCUCCUCAAACAAUGCAUUUACCCCUUACCCUUAAAAAUUAAACAUAAAAAAUAUCAUCAAAACAGUAAUGCAGGAAAGAUAGUAUUUUACAAGUGUUAAAAGGAAAUACUAAAUAAUAAUUUUUUUCUGUCUUAAAAUGAAUAAUAUUGCAUAUAGAA